AUGGCAUCUCCGAGUUUCUCGGAGCUGGAGCACCGCAAUCGGUUGCCGACCCUGUUUGAAGUGCUCAGCCGUCGCACUUUGGCCCCCGUCGAUCUAUUCUCAUUCUACAUCUACAUGCGCGACCAGCAACGCUCGGUCGACUACCUUGACUUUUGGCUCGAUGUCUCUCAGCACAUGUCACUUUGUCGUCACUAUGUCCGAGAGCUUCGCCGUUCCGUCCUCGUUGCAACUCCAGACAUCGAGAGAACCGAAAGUAAAGGUUCAUCUGCUAUGCUUGAUAGCUUGGAGAAUAUGAAUGAUAUCCCGCUGAUGGAGGCUGGGCCUUCUCGUCUGGGUGGCAACAAUGAAAAGUUCCGCGAUGCCGAUCAACGUCUCUCUGCUUUCCUGCGUGCUGAGGGUCAUCCUACGUCUCACUCGCCCCAGAACAGUCUUGGAUCUCGAUCCGCCUACAGCAACACCCCUUCCAUGGAGCCACGCUCCAGUUCUGCUACUGGACAUCGUGACUCUCAUGGAAACCAAGUGGAUCGAAAUGAUAUUCGGGCUAGUGCCGAGAAGAUUCUCUACACCUAUCUGCUUCCUGGCUCGGAGCGUGAGAUCAUUUUGCCCGAUAUCAUGGUCUCGACUAUCAUUAAUUUGAUCGAGGAUGAUGGACGUGAUGACCCUGAGGUGUUUGAUCCUGCCAAGGACUAUGUUUUCCAGGCCAUGGAGCGUGAUGCAUUUCCCGGUUUCUUGCAGGCUAAGGCCCUGGGUAAUCUCGUGCCCCUUAGCAUUAUCGCACGUCUGGCCUUUGCUUUGAUCAGCUUUGGCGGAGGAUUCUGGGGAGCCUUUUACGUUGUUCUGCGUAACAAGCCCCGGCACAUUCGCUGCUGGGUGAUCCUCCCAUUCGCCGUUGCAUCCUAUUUUCUCGUCUCAUACCAGUACAAGAUCGACCCCGCAAUGGCAUUCCUUGGUUACAGCGAGUAUACUUUUAUGAGUUGGGCGCCAAUUCGUGAACCGUAUGUUCGCAAACUUUUGAACAAACGAGCCAUCGUUACUUGGGCAGUCGCCUUCCUCACAGCUUUGGCACUGAGCAUUUUGUUCAUCUUCGUCCCUGGCACCAUGCUGUAA
Molecule: messenger RNA, 1107 nt
Organism: Penicillium taxi
Lineage: Eukaryota; Fungi; Ascomycota; Eurotiomycetes; Eurotiales; Aspergillaceae
Gene: rgsB
Exons: 3
Coding region: 1-1107 (368 amino acids)
Biological process (GO): intracellular protein localization
Cellular component (GO): plasma membrane
Source: RefSeq, a predicted model, not a curated record